UUGUGGGAUCUGUGCUUCAGUCCCGACGGAUCGAAGUUGGUGACAGUUGGGGGAAACAGAGUUUACGUGUUCGACACAUCUGCCGGAACACUAAUUCAAUCCCUGAAAGGACACACGAACAACGUCGUCUGCACAACAUUUUCCAAAGACGGCCAACUAUUUGCGUCUGGCUCAAUAGAUAAGAGUGUGAUAAUAUGGAAUGCUAAAUUUGAAGGAAUUCUUAAAUACACGCAUGAUGAUCCAAUUGUUUGUUUGGCAUUCAAUCCCACGAAAUCUCUCUUAAUUUCAGGAUCAUGCAAUGAUAUUGGUUUCUGGAGCUGUGAUGAGAACAAAGUGAACAAAUGUGACCAGCCAGGAAGAGUUACGUGCUGCUCGUGGACCAACGAUGGUCAGUUCGUUGCUAUUGGCUGUUACAAUGGGGUCAUCAGUAUCAGAAAUAAGAUGGGUGAGGAGAAGGUUGUGAUCAACAGAGGGCAGGCAUGUCCUAUCUGGAGUAUCGCCUGGAGCCCUGAAACCGAAAACACAGAUGUCCUAGCGGUUGCAGACUGGUCGCAAAAACUUUCUUUCUAUCAACUUUCUGGAAAAUUGCUGUAUAAAGAAAGAGACCUGGGCUUUGACGCCUGUUUCAUAAGUUGGUACGGAGCCAGAGGAGAGUUCAUCUUGAUAGGGGGGUCCAACAGAAAAGUGAACUUAUACUCAAAGGAGGGACAUUUCCUGACGAUGAUCGUUGAAAAACAAUCUUGGAUCUGGUCGGCUAAAAAGUCGCCUAAUUCCGAGUUCCUGGCACUGUGCGGCCAAGAUGGCUGCCUAUCUCUACAGAACCUACAAAUAGCACAGGUGCACAAUUAUUACAGAGAUAGAUACACGUACAGGGAUAACUUAACUGACGUCAUUGUCCAUCAUCUGCUCACUGAUAAGAAGAUAAGGAUAAAGACGAAAGAGCUCAUUAAAAAAGUUGCUUUGUAUCAAAACAAAUUGUUGAUACAAUACAGCGAUACGUUCUUGGUAUACGAGUCUCCGGCUGAUAAUGCCCUAAGUCUUCAGUACAAGCACUGCAACAAAUUCAACAAGAAAAUUGAUGCCACUAUCGUUAUGAUCUGCAGUUGCAACAUAAUUACCAUAAUUGACAGACAAAUAACAUCCCUAUCGUUUGAUGGUACGCGACAAAAUGAUUGGCUCUUAGACUCGCAGGUCAGGUACGUCAAGGUCGUCGGCGGACCAAUAGGGAGAGAGGGAUUGUUGGUGGGAUUGAAAAACGGAAAAGUGAUGCUCAUUUUUCUGGAUAAUUCUUUUCCAGUUCUCCUCUUAACUAUCAAUGGCAUUGUAAAAGGACUGGAUUUCAAUGCUAACAGAACAUUAUUGGCGAUCGUUGACGAGCACAACACCUGCCUCGUCUAUGACGUCAGAACGAAAGAGCUUCUCUAUCAGGAGCCAAACGCAAACAGCGUAGCGUGGAAUACGUGUUUCCUGGAAAUGUUGAGUUUCAGUUUCAACGGUCUGCUGAGUAUAAAGAGCGGGAACUUUCCAAUACAACAACAGAAGCAGCAGGGCUUCGUGUUGUCCUUUGACGGACCCCGCAUAUACUGCCUGACGAAGACGGGCGUGACCAACGUUGCUGUACCAUACUCGGCCAUUUUGUAUCAGUACAUUGAGAAGAAAUCUUUCAAAGACGCAUACAAGAUAGGCUGCCUCGGUGUGACCGAUGACGACUGGCGAUUUUUGGGCCAGCAGUCUUUGGAGAAUUUCGACUUUGAAAUCGCGCGCAAAUCCUUCGUGCAGAUAAGAGAGAUCAUCUACAUUGACUUGGUCCUUGAGAUUGAGGAGAGAGUGAGGAGGGGAGAGAAAAAUAAAAAGGUCAUUUUAGGCGACAUUUUGGCUCUUCAAGGCCGUUACGAAGAAGCAGCUGACAGCUACAAAGCAGCUGGUCAGCCUUCAAAAGCUAUCGAGAUGUACACGGAUCUAAGAAUGUUCAAUAUGACCAAGGACCUACUAGCAGACGACGAUGGUAGCGUAGACAAACGUGCUCUCAUGUCUAAGCAAGCUGCCUGGGCCACCAGCCUCAACGACCUCAAAUCGGCAGCGGAGAUGUACAUGUCUGCUGGAGAGAUGGGCAAAGCUAUCGACAUCAUGGGUCAUAACGGAUGGUCCGAUAUGCUCAUAGAGGUCACGAGAAAACUGGACAAAGGUGACCGAACGAACUUAUUGAAAUGUGCCAACUUUUUGAAGGCCUUGAAACAGUAUGCUUACGCUGCCGAGAUAUUCGAGAACACAGGUGAUAUCGCAUCUUUGGUCAAACUGCAGACCGAAACGGAAAUGUGGGAUGAGGCCAUAGAAACAGCGCAUAAACAUCCGGAAUUUAAGAAGGAAAUCCACUACGCACACGCCAUCUGGCUAGCCGAGAAAGAUCUUUUUGAAGACGCGCAAAAAGCUUUCCAUAAAGCUGGUAAAGAGCAGGAAGCGAUUCUAGUGUUGGAACAACUUACCGACAAUGCGGUCCUGGAGAAACGGUUCCAAGAUGCCUCCUACUAUCACUGGCUGCUUUCAAUGCAAUUUCUUGACUCAGCCGCAACCGCAAAGAAACAGACGGAUUUGUUGAAAAAGUUCAACGAGUACCAAAGAAAAGCCGACAUCUAUUAUGCCUACCAUGUUAUUCAGCGUCGCGUUGAAGAACCAUUCACGUUUCACAGCCAGGACUCACUCUUCAACAUCUCGCGCUAUCUCACCAAUCGCCUGGCCAAUGAAUCUUUACUAGGCGUUUCUAAAGUGUACAUAUUAUAUACUCUGGUGAAACAAGGGCGCCAUCUAGGUGCCUAUAAGUCUGCUAGGCAGGCACAUGAAAAAUUUCGCAGCCUUUUAGUUCCGCCCAUGUUACAGACUCUCAUUGAUGUUGACUGCCUCUGUAUUAAGUCAAAACCUUUUAACGAUGCAGAGGAGUUGUUGCCAGUAUGUUAUCACUGUUCAUCCACGAAUCCUCUCCUCAGCAAGCACGGAAAUGUUUGUGUCAACUGCAAACAUCCGUUCGUCUUCUCCUUCGUUUAUUUCGAAACACUUCCAUUGAUUGAAUUCAAACUGGAAGAUGGUCUGACGGACGGAGAAGCGAUGAGUCUGCUGGAAUUGGAAGCUCCACAACAUAGCGGGAAAACGGUAAACCGGAAGAGGAAAGAUUCUAAAUCAGGUUUUGAUGAUGAUGAUGAUAGCAAUGACGGCGGUGAUGAUGAAGAUGAUAACGGUGAUGAUUUUUGCAUUCUUGAAUAUUUAUCAUCAUCCAAAUCAACAAAGGCAAAGCCAGUGGUAGUAAAUAGAAACCAUUUGAAAAAACUCUCACUGACUGACGUCAUCAUUUGCAAGUGGAAAAACCCACUCCACUUCCGGUACUACAAAAUCGCAUUUACCGACGUUCCGAUCGUCAAAUGCGACUCUUGUAAUCGGAUGUUCUUGAAAGAUGACUACGAACUAUUGAUGUUGCAAUACGGAAAAUGCCCAUUCUGUAGGAAAGCGAUGGAGCAGCAAGUACAAUAA
Molecule: messenger RNA, 3519 nt
Organism: Helobdella robusta
Lineage: Eukaryota; Metazoa; Annelida; Clitellata; Rhynchobdellida; Glossiphoniidae
Exons: 27
Biological process (GO): protein localization to cilium; non-motile cilium assembly; intraciliary retrograde transport
Cellular component (GO): non-motile cilium; intraciliary transport particle A
Molecular function (GO): protein binding
Source: RefSeq, a predicted model, not a curated record